This is a messenger RNA of Tarenaya hassleriana, 714 nucleotides long. RefSeq names its product rhodanese-like domain-containing protein 17. The transcript is spliced from 5 exons. The coding region runs from base 82 to 531 and encodes 149 amino acids. Gene Ontology annotation, molecular function: catalytic activity. Lineage: Eukaryota; Viridiplantae; Streptophyta; Magnoliopsida; Brassicales; Cleomaceae. The record is from RefSeq and is a predicted model, not a curated record.
UUGCAUUUAUAUGUUAAAAGCUCUGAUCUUUCAACACACACGCGAAAAGGGUUUUUCGAUUUCCGCAUCAUAAUUCAAAAGAUGGAAAUUUCUUCGUUCAAAGGAUUGUUCGUUCUCCUUUUUCUUCAUCUUCUUCGUGUGAGCUCUCUCUCAGAAACAAGAGCAGUGACGAUCGAUGUGAGCCAAGCCAGGAAUCUGCUUGAUUCUUCUGAUCAUGUUUUUCUUGAUGUCAGGACAGUUGAAGAGUACGAGGAAGGGCAUGUUGCUGCAGAUAAGAUCUUCAAUGUUCCCUACUGGUUUUACACUCCUGAAGGCCGAGAAAAGAACCCAAACUUCUUGGAACAUGUUUCAUCUCUCUGUAACAAAACCGAUCAUAUUGUAGUGGGCUGUAAAUCUGGAAUCCGAUCUUUGCAUGCAACCAACGAUCUUCUCGACGCUGGUUUCGAGGUUGUAAGAAACAUGGGAGGAGGUUUUGUUGAAUGGGUGGAGAAAGGAUUUCAAAUUGAAGCCGAGCAGAACGAUGAGCUUUGAACCAGUAGAUCCAGGCCCAAUACCAAGCCCAAGAACAGGCCCAAUACGAAGCCCAAUUCCAGGCCCAAAUGAGUUCGACCUCGUACUUUUUUUUGUAUAAAAAAAUUGAUGGGUCAUUGACCCUUUACAUUAAUUACAUGUUAGAAAAUAUGUGCACAAUAUAAUUACUCAUAAUUAAGAUUA